ACGUUAGUGUAGUAGUAGAGAAUCAUGCGCGCUGGUUAUUAUGGGUCUCGUUUGAGGUGGGAGGAAGACUACUGCUGCGCAUGCGCGACCUUCUGCCUCUAGUUUGGUUAUGAUGGCGGCUGCGUUGAGAGGAAGCAUUAUAACAUUGGCCAAGGGUCUAAGCGGUGCCCGGCUGCAGCCACUGUGUGCUCGGUCUCUGAGUUUGACCGGUAGCCAGAAUGUUUCAGAGACCCCGCCAGCACGUGCUGACAGCACUUUCAAAGUCACCAUGCUCCCGGGAGAUGGAGUCGGACCAGAACUUAUGACUGCUGUCAAAGAGGUUUUCAAGGCAGCAGAUGUUCCUGUGGAGUUUGAAGAGUUUCAUCUAAGCGAGGUGCAGAACAUGGCCAGCGAGGAGAAACUGGAAGAGGUCUUGUCCUCAAUGAAGAACAACCGAGUCGCCAUCAAGGGGAAAAUUCACACUCCCAUGGAGUACAAGGGUGAGCUGGCAUCUUAUGAGAUGCGACUGAGGAGAAAGCUGGACUUGUUUGCCAAUGUGGUCCAUGUAAACAGCCUCCCGGGGUACAUCACCCGACACAAUAACUUGGACCUGGUUAUCAUCCGUGAGCAAACAGAGGGAGAAUAUAGCUCUCUGGAGCACGAGAGCGUUACAGGUGUGGUUGAGUGUCUGAAGAUCAUCACCAGAGAGAAAUCCCGUCGGAUUGCUAAAUUUGCAUUUGACUAUGCCACCAAAAAAGGCAGAAGCAAGGUGACGGCUGUACACAAGGCAAACAUCAUGAAACUCGGGGAUGGGCUUUUUCUGCAGUGUUGCGCAGAAGUGGCCGAACUUUACCCCAAGAUCAAAUACGAAACCAUCAUCAUUGACAACUGCUGUAUGCAGCUUGUGCAGAAUCCGUACCAGUUUGAUGUGCUGGUGAUGCCUAAUCUCUAUGGGAACAUCAUUGAUAACCUGGCGGCUGGGCUUGUGGGCGGGGCCGGUGUAGUUCCAGGAGAGAGUUACAGCGCUGAAUAUGCUGUGUUUGAAACAGGCGCCAGACAUCCCUUUGCUCAAGCUGUCGGCAGGAAUAUUGCUAACCCUACUGCUAUGCUUCUCAGUGCAUCCAACAUGUUGAGACACCUCAACCUCGAGUAUCAUUCAAACAUGGUGUCUGAGGCUGUCAGGAAAGUCAUUAAGCAGGGCAAGGUGAGGACGCGAGACAUGGGGAGUUACAGCACCACUAGUGAUUUUGUCCAAGCGGUUGUGGGCAACCUGCGCCAUCGGAUUGUUUAAGGAUGUUUACCCUACCCCAUGUCUUACCUGGAUCACCCUUUACCCCUCACUGCUUUUCUUAAAAUGUGCAAAGCUAAUUUUAAAAUGGAUAGAUCCUAUAUCUGCCUAUGCCUUUUACUUUAUAAACUUGUUUUUUUUUCUGUUUGCCCUUUGCUUUGUUUUACCCUUCACUUAGCACCACCUGACUUAUAUCGACCAAUCAGACCUUAACAACUUGUUAAGCAAAUUAUUAGACCAGCAUUUGUUAAGUUUGUCAAUUAAACUUUAGUGUAUAGAUGUUUUGAAUUUGCAGUGGAAACAUUUGUCUGCACUUAUUCCUAACUAAACAUGUAGCAAAAGUGAUUAUUACACGCUUAUAUAUUUCAGAUCAAAAUGACUUGCAAUGCUUUAUUCAGUUCUAGUCCAAAAAUGCAUGAGUUUAACUGCACCGUAAGCACAUUUUAUCAAUACGAAACCUUUUUUCCUUUGCAAAAUUCUUUAAAGCUUGUCUGUGCAAGCAACCGUAGUAAAUCGGGCGGAGCUUAGUGAAGGGUCGAGCUGGUUGAGAUCUUUCUUAUUCAUUACAUCCAUGUAUAUUCGUUAUUUUCAUUGCUGUUUUCAAGGUAUUUGUUUCCCCCAUAGUUUUGCCUGAAAUGUUACACUGCACUGCUAUGUUUUGUUCACUCCUUUUUGUUUUGUUUUAUUUUAGUUUUCAAUUCUAAGCUGCUUGGUUUUUGUGCAUUUUGUAGUUCCUUUUUGACUCUCAUAAAUUCCUGCUUUCCUAUGACCUCGGUUUAGGGCUGGUCCUCUUUAACUUGAUUCCAGGAAUUCAAUGAAAUUAAAUGUGUGAUUAUUUUAAAGGCCUUUUAGCAAGCUUUUAGACAUGCCAGCAGUUGGGUGGUUUUCCUUUGUUAGAACUUCAAACAUAACUGCUGUUAUAAAUCCGAUGGGCAAUCAUUGGUUUUCAUUUCAUGGUGCAAAUGUUCUGGCGUCAAAUGGACAGGAAGUCUAUUUUGCGUCGUGGCUGGCUGACUGACAGCGUUAAGAGAAAGUAUGAUAAAAGAAAUUGUUGAAUCAAUACAAAUGCAAAUAUCUGUUUGCCUCUCGGGCGUUUUAAUCUUACCUCAAUCAUUGCAGUAAUUAUUCAACAUGUGAACUGUAGUUGACAUGUUGCCUUUGUAUUUUCUAAUCUCAGUUCCUGCAGUAUUACCUUUUAGACACUCGACAGGGAAAUUGCGCACAAAUUGUUUCUCUUCAUGCCUUAACUGAGUUGACCAAUGUUUUGUCAAAUUUGAAUUUUCUAGUGUCAAAAAAUAAAUAUGUGAAACCAAAUGGA
This is a messenger RNA of Paramisgurnus dabryanus, 2585 nucleotides long. It is a transcript of the gene idh3b, whose product is annotated as isocitrate dehydrogenase (NAD(+)) 3 non-catalytic subunit beta. The record is from RefSeq and is a predicted model, not a curated record. Gene Ontology annotation, biological process: tricarboxylic acid cycle; isocitrate metabolic process. Gene Ontology annotation, molecular function: magnesium ion binding; oxidoreductase activity, acting on the CH-OH group of donors, NAD or NADP as acceptor; NAD binding. NCBI's taxonomy places the organism in Eukaryota, Metazoa, Chordata, Actinopteri, Cypriniformes, Cobitidae. Gene Ontology annotation, cellular component: mitochondrion.